AUGGAGUCGGAACUUAAGAAGAAUACCAAUUUCAAGGAGAAAAUUGACUUUGUGAAUAAGACAUCGGAGAUGGUGAAGGUGAUUCGGCAACAGAUUGUCACAGCUCAAAGUAGACAAAAGAGUUAUGCAUAUGUUCGUCAAAGGCCCUUAGAGUUUGAAGUUGGGGAUUUGGUGUUCAUCAAGGUCGCACCAAUGAAGGGCGUGAUGCGGUUUGGCAAAAGAGGCAAGCUUAGUCCAAGGUAUGUCAGACCCUACAAGGUGAUUGAGUGCAUCGGCAAUGUAGCUAACAAGCUAGAGUUGCCUCAGGAGAUGGCAUCUAUCCACAACGUGUUCCACGUGUCAAUCUUGACGAAAUAUGUACUGGAUCCUUCACAUGUCAUCAAGCCACAAGCAGUUCAGAUUCAAGAGGAUAUGAGCUAUGAAGAGAAACCAAUUGAGAUUUUAGAUCGGAAGAUGAAGAUCUUGAGAAAUAAAGAGAUCUCUCUAGUCAAAGUUCUUUAG
This is a messenger RNA of Morus notabilis, 501 nucleotides long. RefSeq lists its product as uncharacterized. The transcript has a single exon. Bases 1 to 501 code for a protein of 166 amino acids. Lineage: Eukaryota; Viridiplantae; Streptophyta; Magnoliopsida; Rosales; Moraceae. The record is from RefSeq and is a predicted model, not a curated record.